CUUCAGUGGGCUGGAAGUUUGUCCAGAUCAUCCUGGAUGCAGCUGAAGAGCCGACCACCUCCAUACGGCUGGAAGGGACUUCCUGUCCUGGAGGCCAGCCUGUCCCUCCUCAACAGCUCCCGGCUUUUUGGUCGGGAAUCACCUGGCAGGUGUGUCCGCUGUGCCGUGGUUGGAAACGGAGGAAUUCUUCGAGGGUCCCGGCAAGGCAGGAACAUCGACGGCCAUGAUUUGGUCUUCAGAAUGAAUGGAGCAGUGAUCAGAGGGUUUGAAGAAGAUGUGGGGACGAAGAUUUCUUUCUACGGUUUUACCACCAACACCCUGAAGCACGCCCUCAGCUGGUACCAUUCUGAUGGCUUCACCAGAGUUCCUCAGAGUUCGGAGAUCAAAUACAUCUUCAUCCCAUCUAACAUCAGAGAUUAUGUGAUGAUGGCGGCCGUUCUUCAGGGUGGAACUGUUGCCUCAGGGAGAGACAGAGGAGACAGACCCUGGGACUAUUUUGGGCACAAACUACCUGGAAGCUUCAAGAUGCUCCACCCACAGUUUAUUUCCUAUGUGACUCACAGUUUUCUGAUGUCUCCUCUGAUGACCAGCAGCCUGACUCGUGACUUCUACAUGCCGAGUACCGGAGCUCUGAUGCUGCUGACGGCCUUACACACCUGUGACCAGGUUUCUGCUUACGGCUUCAUCACCAGGAACUACCUCGACUUCUCCGACCAUUACUAUGACUCCGUGCCGAGGCCUCUGAGGUUUUAUGCCAACCACGACCUGCAGUUGGAGAGUCGCCUGUGGGAGGCGCUACACCGCCGGAGUGUGCUCUGGUUGUUCCAGAGAGGAGGAAGACAACGAGGAGGAGGAAGGUGACUGAGGAGGUGUCCAACAGUUCGGGUCGUCUCCAGCGGUUGGGGACAGGCCAGUUCAGCAGCUGUACCCUCCUCCUACCAUCCCAGAGCCUGGCUGCAACGACUGGUUGCUGGAUGCUCCUUCUCCACCAAACAUCUGGAGAACUGAUCCAUCUGACCUAUGUUCCCACUGUGGGAUGGACCAUCUUAGAGAAGCUGACUCCUCCUCUGAGGCUUCUUCUAUGCGCAUUAAAGUCUAUGAAUGUAACUCUGGGUUGUAGAGCUGGAUGAAGGUUCUCCAAACUAAUUCUGCUCCAUGAGGUUCUUCCAGGAGGUGAUGAAUUGAUGUUCUGGAUGGGAAACUGUUUGAGGGAUCAGAGAUCACUGCGGUCCAGCUGAUGCUACUUCCUGAUAUUCCUCCUGGUUCCUAAGAUGGUUUCAGAAUGUUCUGCUCCACCGAGGGAGAAGCAUAAAGAUCCUUAAUGUGGUUCUCAAAGGAAUUUUGUUUCUAAUUUAACUGGGAUUUUUAUAACUCUGUGAUUUUUCAUGUUUCUGAAAUAGCUAUUUUUACUGGGUCUGUGGAAGCCUGACAUGCUGGGAUGGGUGUGAGCAGAUGAGAUGAUGUUGAGAUGUUUAGAGGAAUGAAGGAAACAAGGAUUCUGCUCCAACAUUUCUUUGUAUUUGGGAAUAUUUUAUAGAAAUGAAGCUAAAUAAAAAACGUGUUUCUUUUCCA
Girardinichthys multiradiatus is the source of this 1572-nucleotide messenger RNA. RefSeq names its product alpha-N-acetylgalactosaminide alpha-2,6-sialyltransferase 2-like. Lineage: Eukaryota; Metazoa; Chordata; Actinopteri; Cyprinodontiformes; Goodeidae. The record is from RefSeq and is a predicted model, not a curated record. The coding region runs from base 37 to 861 and encodes 274 amino acids. The transcript is spliced from 8 exons. Gene Ontology annotation, molecular function: sialyltransferase activity.